Messenger RNA from Anisakis simplex (herring worm), 576 nucleotides. Lineage: Eukaryota; Metazoa; Nematoda; Chromadorea; Rhabditida; Anisakidae. The record is from the annotation of a GenBank genome assembly.
AUGUCUCAGCCACGUGGUCUGCUGGCUAUAGCAAUUAUUGUUGAUAUUGGCUCAAUAACAAAUCCAGAGCUCCGAAAGCUAACGGUAGCCUCACAAAGCAUCACAUACAAAGGAUCCAAAACGCUUGUGAAGAGGUUCAGUGCGUACGCGUUGCUGCCUCAUACAGAAGACUAUAUCACAUACGAGGGAUCGUUGACGUUUCCAGGUUGCUAUGAAACCGUUACUUGGAUUAUCAUCAACAAUCCAAUUUAUAUCACCAAAGAAGAUCUGCAAAUAUGGAACGAUCUGCAGCAAACAGAAACCAAGCAGCCAAAUCCGGUGUUUAUGUCGCCUAAUUAUCGACCUUUAAAAGCGUUAAACGGUCGACUUUUGAGGACGAAUAUAAAUAUCAAAUAUAAGUCAAAGUCACCUCAAGCGUGUGCAAACAAUUUAUACGUCGAUAUGGGCUACAAGUCGAAUCCGUCGAGGGUCGCCGCUUUCAAGACAUUUCAUAAAAGGAUGAUGCAAGACGAGGAUGGAUUGGGUGCGGUGAAGCCAUUAACUCUGGAUGUUAUCGAAUCGAUCGACUACGUUUAA